Pygocentrus nattereri (red-bellied piranha) is the source of this 1668-nucleotide messenger RNA. It is a transcript of the gene mrm1, whose product is annotated as mitochondrial rRNA methyltransferase 1 homolog (S. cerevisiae). The coding region runs from base 77 to 1249 and encodes 390 amino acids. Gene Ontology annotation, biological process: rRNA methylation. Gene Ontology annotation, cellular component: mitochondrion. The transcript is spliced from 5 exons. Lineage: Eukaryota; Metazoa; Chordata; Actinopteri; Characiformes; Serrasalmidae. Gene Ontology annotation, molecular function: RNA methyltransferase activity; RNA binding. The record is from RefSeq and is a predicted model, not a curated record.
CUUCCUUCAAGUUUGUAAAGUGGACAGCUAACACAUUUUAUUACUGUCACUCAUUCAUAGCAUUUCCCAGCUGAAAAUGUGGAGAGCAGCCUGUAGGUGUUCCUGUGUGAUCAGGAAUAACAGGUAUUCUCCAGUGGAGUUGUUAGGAGUUCUUUACUGUGGUGAAACACAAUAUGCUUCUUAUCAUUCCACCAAACCUCUUCUUCUUCCAAAAGACACUGGUUUGAAACUUGUGGAAAGGCUGAGAUGUAAUCUUUUUACAUCUUCUGGUAAACUGUCCAGGACUGCUGGUUUUCCUUCUACAAAAAGGCCACAAAGCAAAGAGCCCCCAGCAUCUUAUCCUGGGAGGAAAGUGUCCUCUGAACUGCAGAAGCUCAGUUUGGAGGACUUCACAGAAGCUGAAGCUCAAAAACUUAACAAGGGCACCCAGAAGGUCAGGACUGCUCAGGUCAAAGUCAGAGGAGCCAAAGAACAUGACAUGGUGUUUGGGGUGGCCCCGUGUUUACUGGCCUUAACUCAGGCCAGGAGGACGCCCAGUCGUCUCUUCGUGAAGAGCAGUGAAGGACAUCCGAGAGAAGCCGUUCAGAGGGUUUGUGAGGAGGCCCUUAGACAUGGAGUUCCAAUCCAGCGAGUCAGUAAGAGGGAACUGGACACGAUGACUGGUGGAAUGGUCCACCAGGGGGUGUGCCUUCAGGCAAGUCCUCUAGGCUUUCUCACAAAAGAGAAAUCCACAAGACCUCAGCAUGGUGGACACCCUCACCCACUGUGGCUUGUCCUGGACGGAGUGCAGGAUCCGAUGAACCUUGGUUCCAUUCUACGCACUGCCUAUUUUCUUGGAGUGGACAGAGUAGCUAGUAGCAUUCGGAACAGCUGUCCAUUAACCCCAGUGGUGAGCAAAGCCAGUUCAGGGGUUAUGGAGCUCAUGGAUGUGUAUGGCUACAGUAACUUGGCUGACGUAGUAAAGAUGAAACUGGAACAGGGAUGGCAGGUAGUCGGCACCGUUGGGUCUGAAGAGGCCGUUUCUGGAGCUUCGGUUGUGUCAUGUUCCGAAUACAGGAUGUCCAAACCUACAUUGCUGCUGAUGGGUGGUGAAGGUUUCGGUCUGUCUCCUGAACUGCGUCAGCUGUGUGAUAUUCUGCUCACUGUCCCUCCCAGAAGAGACCUGCACCCUGCUGUGGACUCGCUCAACGUUUCUGUAGCCACAGGCAUUCUGUUGCACUCUAUCCUCUCGUCAUGCAGAGCUGGUUGAUGUUAAUGAUGAUAAUGAGGCCGAGGAUGAUGAUGCUGGUUUAUUUACUUGGACCUCUUCCCAUUUGCUCCCUACAGUGCUUAAUGACUGGAUUAUUUCAUCAAUUAGCUAUCAGCGGGCCUGAGAGAACCCAUUGAUCGUAAGGCAAAGACUGGUGAUUGCUCUUUUGGCCUGUUGUUUGACUGCAUCCAUUAAGGAAAAAGUUGAAUGGAAAAUUAUAGGACUUAAACACCAACAUGCAGCACACUGUUUUCAAAAUACUGUUAUAGAUUAUAUAUGUUGGUUUUUUUUUGAAGGUAUAGCAUUGAAGAUUAAAAUAAAUGUGUAACGAUAAAACUAAGAACACAUGGUCAUCACUCAACGUGUGCAAGUAUUUGUGGGCUAUAAUAAUCAAAAAAUCUAAUUUUCAUGUUUUAUUU